Meloidogyne enterolobii is the source of this 634-nucleotide messenger RNA. Lineage: Eukaryota; Metazoa; Nematoda; Chromadorea; Rhabditida; Meloidogynidae. The record is from the annotation of a GenBank genome assembly.
UUCAAAUUUUUCUCCUUUUUCAUCUCGAACACGAUAUCUGUUGGGGUUAGCCUUAUUCUUUACAAGAUCAACCUGGAGAAUUUCAUCAGAGUAGUUGGGAAGAUAUCCUUUUGAAAAAAUAUUCUUGUUCCGACUCAUGCGUACGUAAUCAUCUUUUUGGAAACGUGUCUUCUUAUUAUUCGGGUUGACACCUAUUUUUCCAUAAAAUUUUUUCCUAAUUUUUCGAGCAUUUUUAAAACUAAUAUCCACAGGUCUCAAGCCUCCUAGUGCGCGACUUUUUGAGUGAUUUAUUGCAUCCACAAUUUUAUGUAGAGCUUCUGUCCAUUUUAAAGUAUGUUUUUCGCUCAUGUAUCUAUAAAGCCUUUGUUUUAUAUUACGAAUGCAACGUUCAGCUAAAGAAGCUUUGACUGUUGAAGCAUUAGGUGUGAACUUCUCAAUAUCCUUUUGUUUAAAAAACUCCAUCAUUUCUUUGCUUGUAAACUCUGUACCCUUGUCACUAAAUAUUCGGUGGGGUAGCAUUUCCAUUCUUUGUAAAAUAUUUUCGAAUGCUGGGACAAUGUCCUUUGAUUUUUUGGUUCGUACUGGUUCAGCAAAAACCCGUUUGCUCAAAACAUCAAUUGAAACAAGUGCAUAA